Messenger RNA from Bufo gargarizans (Asiatic toad), 2971 nucleotides. Its product is annotated as oocyte zinc finger protein XlCOF7.1-like. The record is from RefSeq and is a predicted model, not a curated record. The coding region runs from base 129 to 2273 and encodes 714 amino acids. The transcript is spliced from 4 exons. Gene Ontology annotation, cellular component: nucleus. Lineage: Eukaryota; Metazoa; Chordata; Amphibia; Anura; Bufonidae.
UGAUUCCGGGUGAACAUCUGACCAUUAUAUAUGGUACAGAGACAUAUGUGAGGGGUGAUGAGCAGAGUACAGAGGACAUUCCUACAGAUAACCAGCCAGAUGACUGUACCAGGAACUCAGAGAAAGAUAUGCUAUCUCUAGAUUUUGACGUAGAUGAUUGUGGUAUCACACAAAAUACAUUUGAAGAGCAUGCCAAUAUCCAAGAUAUACCCUCAUCCAAUCACAGCAACAAUGCAUCAUUUGAUCCUUUUAAACAGGUCCGAUCUUUUGAUUCAUCACAGACUGAAACACAGAAUAAAAGUCACAGAAAAGGUGUUAAACAUCAAACAGCUAAUGUAAGAGGGAAGCCGUUUUCAUGUUCAGAAUGUGGAAAAUGUUGUAACAAUAAAUCACAUCUUGUCAUACAUCAGAGAAUUCACACAGAGGAAAAGCCAUUUUUAUGUUCUGAAUGUGGAAAAUGCUGUAACAAUAAAUCACAUCUUGUUAUACAUCAGAGAAUUCACACAGGGGAGAAGCCAUUUUUAUGUUUAGAAUGUGGAAAAUGUUUUAACAAUAAAUCACAUCUUGUUAUACAUCAGAGAAUUCACACAGGAGAGAAGCCAUUUUCAUGUUCAGAAUGUGGGAAAUGUUUUAACCGUAAAUCACAUCUUGUUGUACAUCAGAGAAUUCACACAGGGGAGAAGCCAUUUUCAUGUUCAGAAUGCGGAAAAUGUUUUAACUAUAAAUCGGAUCUUGUUGUACAUCAGAGAAUUCACACAGGGGAGAAGCCAUUUUCAUGUUCAGAAUGUGGGAAAUCUUUUAAGAGUAAAUCAGAGCUUGUUAUACAUCAGAGACUUCACACAGGGGAGAAGCCAUUUUCAUGUUCAGAAUGUGGGAAAUGUUUUAACUAUAAAUCGGAUUUUGUUGUACAUCAGAGAAUUCACACAGGGGAGAAGCCAUUUUCAUGUUCAGAAUGUGGAAAAUGUUUUAACAAUAAAUCAGCUCUUGUUAAACAUAAGAGAAUUCACACAGGGGAGAAGCCAUUUUCAUGUUCAGAAUGUGGGACAUGUUUUAACCAUAAAUCAGCUCUUGUUGUACAUCAGAGAAUUCACACAGGGGAGAAGCCAUUUUCAUGUUCAGAUUGUGGGAAAUGUUUUAACAAUAAAUCUGCUCUUGUUAAACAUCAGAGAAUUCACAUACAUCAGAAGUCAUUUUCAUGUUCAGAAUGUGGCAAAUGUUUUAACAAUAAAUCAGCUCUUGUUAAACAUCAGAGAAUUCACAUAGAUCAGAAGCCAUUUUCAUGUUUCCAAUGUGGAAAAUGUUUUAACCGUAAAUCACAUCUUGUUAUACAUCAGAGAAUUCACACAGGAGAGAAGCCAUUUUUAUGUUCAGAAUGUGGGAAAUGUUUUAAGAGUAAAUCAGAUCUUGUUAUACAUCAGAGAAUUCACACAGGGGAGAAGCCAUUUUCAUGUUCAGAAUGUGGAAAAUGUUUUAACCGUAAAUCACAUCUUGUUAUACAUCAGAGAAUUCACACUAGAGAGAAGCCAUUUUUAUGUUCGGAAUGUGGGAAAUGUUUUAAGAGUAAAUCAGAUAUUGUUAUACAUCAGAGAAUUCACACAGGUGAGAAGCCAUUUUCAUGUUCAGAAUGUGGAAAGUGUUUUAACAAUAAAUCAGAUCUUGUUAUACAUCAGAGAAUUCACACAGGAGAGAAGCCAUUUUCAUGUUCAGAAUGUGGGAAAUGUUUUAACCGUAAAUCACAUCUUGUUAUACAUCAGAGAAUUCACACAGGAGAGAAGCCAUUUUCAUGUUCAGAAUGUGGAAAAUGUUUUAACCGUAAAUCACAUCUUGUUAUACAUCAAAGAAUUCACACAGGAGAGAAGCCAUUUUCAUGUUCAGAAUGUGGGAAACGUUUUCAAAAUAAAUCAGAACUUAUAAUACAUCAGAGAAUUCACACAGGGGAGAAGCCAUUUUCAUGUUCAGAAUGUGGGAAAUGUUUUAACCAGAAAUCAGAUCUUGUUGUACAUCACAGAAUUCACACAGGGGAGAAGCCAUUUUCAUGUUCAGAAUGUGGGAAAUGUUUUAAGAGUAAAUCAGAAUUUGUUAUACAUCAGAGAAAUCACACAGGGGAGAAGCCAUUUCCAUGUUCAGAAUGUGGGAAAUGUUUUAACCGUAAAUCAGCUCUUGUUGUACAUCAGAGAAUUCACAAAGGGGAGAAGCCAUUUUCAUGUUCAGCAUGUGAUAUUUGUUUCACCCAUAAAUCAUCUCUUGUUAAUCAUGAAAAAAACCACAUAUAAGAGAAGUCAUAUUCAUGCUGGUAACUAACUGGCUUUUAGUUACCAGAGGUAGCUGAGGGCUUGGAGCGAUGAUUAGGACCGCUGUGAGAGCUCCCCAAACAUAGUCUCCUGUAUUGAAUGAAUAUUGGUAAUCAAAGGACAGAUCCAGUUAAAAGUGAAACUAAAGUUUUUUUUUUUUGUAUAUACAGUAUAUCUCCUCUAAACACAAAUGUUUGGUGAAAAAAAAAAAAAUACAGUAUUCCAUUCUGCCUGUUAUCGGUAUGGGGACCCUCCAUUCCUGUAAAACUGCAAAUGCAGGGGCUUAUAUGUGAAAGUCCAAAAAAUAGUGCUGGAUUCCCACAAGAGCUGGUGUCCAGACAUGUGGAAAAAGGGGCGUCAUUCACACUAAAUGGCCAGUUAUUUGCAGUCAAGUGAAAUGACCGAUAGGAUGUAACAUAGUAACAUAGUUUAUAAGGCAGAAAAAAUACAUCUGUCCAUCCAGUUCAGCCUGUUAUCCUGCAAGUUGAUCCAGAGGAAGGCAAAACAAAUAAAAAAUAUGUGAGGUAGAAGCCAAUUUUCCCCACUUUAGGAGGAAAUUAUUUGUUCCCAACUGAAAUCAGAAUAACUACCUGGAUCAACGACCCCUCUCUAGUAGCUAUAGCCUGUAAUAUUAUUACUCUCAGGAAAUACAUCCAGGCCCCUCUUGAACUCUUUUAGAG